This is a messenger RNA of Drosophila sechellia, 528 nucleotides long. Its product is annotated as amyloid-beta A4 protein. The transcript is spliced from 2 exons. NCBI's taxonomy places the organism in Eukaryota, Metazoa, Arthropoda, Insecta, Diptera, Drosophilidae. Gene Ontology annotation, molecular function: serine-type endopeptidase inhibitor activity. The record is from RefSeq and is a predicted model, not a curated record. Bases 23 to 373 code for a protein of 116 amino acids.
UGUUCACAUUCUUAGAAUCAAAAUGCGUUUGACAAUCUUAUGUAUUUUCUGCCUGGCAACUGUGAUCCUGGCUAUCGACAUGGACUCGGAAUCCCUACAGGAACAGUACGAAAAGGAGCAGUACAAUAUUCGUAAAAAAAUUUGCCUACAAAGUUCUGAAUACGGAAAGUGCAAGGGUCGCCGGAAACUUUGGUUCUACAACCCCAAGAAAUUCAAGUGCCAAGUUUUUAUCUACUCCAAUUGUGGUGGUAAUGGCAACCUUUUCUAUACCCAGGAAAGUUGCAUAGAAUUUUGUGGCAAAUACGAUUGGAAGAAAAUUCGAAAGACAGGUCUUCCACGCUCAGCUGCUUAUAGAAGAAAAGAUGGGAGUUAAAUCAAUAUAUACACUUGAAUAUAACAAAUAAAUAUACAUUGUUUAACAGAAAUUACUAGUUCACAAAUGUGUUGAGUUUCAGAACACAUUUUCAUUAGCUGUAAAGAGUAUAAAUACCCAUUGAAAUACAUUUUAGAAUGCAUUUUGAAAUGAAA